AUGGCUAUACCUUAUUUCUACUCUAUGCUUAAAGAGAAUGAUUCUGAAUGCUUCAAAAAUGGUGGUAAACAAUGUGAUAAUUUAUACAUUGAUAUGAAUUGUAUCUUCCAUAUAUGUUUAAGAGAUGCUAAAUCAGAAAAAGAUUUCAAAGACUUGAUAUUGGCUCAUUUACAAAUGGUCACUGCUGCUUAUUGUCCUCACAAACUACUUUACAUUGCAAUUGAUGGGGUCCCACCAUUAGGCAAAUUGAAAGGUCAAGCGUUGAGAAGACAAUCUUAUAUUAAAUCAGGAAAUGGAAUCGAUCCUAAUGCAUUAACACCAGGAACUGAAUUUAUGAACAUGUUAUCACAAUUCAUUACAAAAUGCACUGGUAGUCAUUUACCAAAACUUUCGUCUAAUGUGAAAGUUAUCAUUUCUGAUUCAAAUGUUCCAGGUGAAGGUGAAUUUAAGAUUGUUAAUCAUAUAAGGGAACAGGACAUCGAUAUGAAAGUUGUGAUUUAUGGUAUAGAUGCAGACUUAAUCGCUCUCUCUUUAUCAUUGAAACAAAGACAAGUGUUUCUCGCCAGACAAAAAUAUAAACGUGGUGUCACUACAUCAAGAUCAAGACAAUGUGAAUAUUUAAUUGUUUCAAGCUUAAAGAAUAAGUUUUUAGAACCAUACUCCAAUGAACAAAAAUCAAGCCUCAAUACUACAAAUAUUCUUAAGGAUAUAGUUUUGUUAUUGAUUCUUUUGGGAAAUGAUUUUCUACCGAAACCAGAGGGGCUUUAUGUUAAUUCUGACACAUAUUAUGAAUUAUCAUGGUUUCUUCAAAGAUUUCAUAGGGAGGAAAAUAAAACAAUUAUUAAAGACAAUAGAAUUGAUACUGAUGUCUUUACCAAAUUUUUAAAGAAAUUUAUAGAAUUCGAUUUCCAAACAUUUGAUGAGUCUACAAUUAUGGAUCAAAAAGUUAUUGAUGAAAAGAUCAUAUCAAUCAAGUUAGCAGGCAUUUCAAUAUCAAAUACAGAGAAGGACGAAGAAGAAAAUGUCAAAAAAUUAGCCCAAAUGGAAUGUUUUGAAGAACACAAGAAAAAGGUUUAUGAACAAAAUCUUUGUGAAAAAUAUGAUGAACUUGAGCUCAUCAAACAAUAUUAUAAAGGUCUUCAUUGGGUUUUGAGAUAUUAUUUAGGGAAAUGUCCUUCAUAUGAUUAUGUUUAUCCUUAUGAUAAUGCCCCAUUUCUCUCAGACUUGGUCAAAGUGAAUCAAGACGUUGAGUUUGUCAAUACAGAACCAAUCAAUGCACUCCAUCAGUUAGCUUUAGUGAUUCCAAAGAAAUCAAGUAUCUUGUUACCUUCACGUUACAAAGAGAGUGAAUUAUAUGAUCAAUUUUCUACGGUUUUAACCACAUCCAAACCUCUACUAAACACAGAGAUCAACAAAUGGAUUAAAUACUUCCAGGAAAUUGAUUCUCAAGCCAAUGUUAUCGUUCAAAAUGUAUAA
This is a messenger RNA of Hansenula ciferrii, 1476 nucleotides long. Its product is annotated as 5'-3' exoribonuclease 1. Gene Ontology annotation, biological process: nuclear-transcribed mRNA catabolic process. Bases 1 to 1476 code for a protein of 491 amino acids. The transcript has a single exon. The record is from RefSeq and is a predicted model, not a curated record. Lineage: Eukaryota; Fungi; Ascomycota; Saccharomycetes; Phaffomycetales; Wickerhamomycetaceae. Gene Ontology annotation, cellular component: nucleus. Gene Ontology annotation, molecular function: 5'-3' RNA exonuclease activity; RNA binding.